AUGGAGCCCCGCCGCCUCCUAGAUUCAGCCCUUGUCACAAUUCAGGCGAUAUUAUCCCAAUAUGAGAAUGAGAUGGAAGAGUUGGCCAACCCGCCACUUGAGUCCAGAGAGGUGCAACAGUACCUAUCUCUCACGCAAACUGCCCUCCACUACGCUCGUGAUCAUCAAGCCUGGGAUGAAUCGUCUCAAGCAGCCGUCUGCUCCUUAAUUACCAGUAUCGAGAAAAGGGCGAAGAUGCUACAGGGGAUAUUCAGCCAAGUUGCGGAAGAUGCAGGGCAGCAUACAAGUGACAGAUCAGUCUCGGACAGCUAUCACUUCACUCUAUCAAAGCUGGGUAAAUCCUACUCUGUGGAAGCUCUUAUGCUCGGCAUCUUGAAGGAUUUGGAUGCAUUAUUUGCCAACCAGUUACUUGUACCGGCAAGUAGUAACUUGGCAGCAGAGCUCAAGGAUGCCAUUGAUGUGAUGUCCAAGGUGGCAUCCUCUCUUAAAGAUGGGGAUACCAGGAGCUCUGGAACAAGUUUUACUCAGCAUAUUGCUUCCGGCGGAACAGGUCAUCAAUCUCACUAUAGUGGUCAGGGGCAACAUAUCAACACUGGCAGUGGGGCUAUGAACAAUUAUCACGCAACGUCAAUGAACUUUGGUAGGAAAUAG
Messenger RNA from Trichoderma citrinoviride, 651 nucleotides. RefSeq lists its product as hypothetical. The transcript has a single exon. Bases 1 to 651 code for a protein of 216 amino acids. NCBI's taxonomy places the organism in Eukaryota, Fungi, Ascomycota, Sordariomycetes, Hypocreales, Hypocreaceae. The record is from RefSeq and is a predicted model, not a curated record.